AGAAAAGCUUCUAAAUUUGUAGAAGGCAAAGGUUAUGACCUCUUUUUCCCUCUAUCAAGUUGAUUGCUUUUGUUCACAAUUCCAGCAUCCAUUUCAUUGUCUACCUGUUCGUGGGCAGCAAAGAAAGGUAUCUUUAGUGAAAGGAUUUUAGUCUCUCUGGCAUCUUCCAUCCAAUUGCAAGGAGCUCCAGAUGUUUUCCUGAUUGGCUCCUGUCAUGUAUGUCUCCACUUGACUAGCACCUCCCUGAAGAUCACCUAAUAUGAAGUAGUUGCUGCCAGUUACGAUCACACCCACCUGUUUUAUUUUCAUUGUAGCUUUUGUCCCUGUCUGAUACUGUCUUAUUUUCCUAUUUAAUCUGUGUCUCUCUUUUCCAUGGAAGCUCCAUGAGGGUAGAUUGGUGCCUUAUGCAGCUUGUUAUCUCUGAAUUCUCAAACAGUGCUUAACGCCCGGUUGGCAUCAUUAGAUACUUGAAUGAAUGGAUUCCUAACCGUCUGUUGCUUGGGGAUACCAACACUGCUACAGAUAACUGAUUCGUCCGUGUUGAGAAAUUUUUAGUUCUCACAUGUAGGCAGAUUAAUCAGAAUUUAAAACUAAGUUUUAAAACAAAAAAACAAUUUGGAAAUGUGAGAAACGUGUACAAGAGAAAUACUUGUAGCAUUCAUGCCAUCAGAAGCACUGUACUGGAAGGACAGUUCUUCUCUGACACGGAUACUCUUUACUGUUAUCACUGGAAAAUCCUUGCAUAUUUUUGUCGGUUUGCUCAGGAACUGGAAACAUCUGUGCAGAUAAAGAACAUUGUUCAUUUUAAAAUAAAGAGUUGCAAUAACUCUUGAGGUUGGGAGUGGGAGAGAAAAUGCCCUACGCAUUGCCAUCGAGUUGAUUCCGGCUCAUAGCGACCUUGUGGGACAGAGUAUAACUGCCCCAUUAGUCUGAAGAAAGUUAGGGGAGGCCCCUGUCCCUUGUAAAAACAAACAAACAAACAAACAAACAAACAAACAAACAAACAAACGGUUUCCUUAGCUCUUCAACAGUCUUACUCAAGCGAAGCUUCCUAGAAAGUUCUCAAUUUGCGUCAUUUUUUAAAAUAGGUAGACUCUGGAAGCAAUAAAGCCCCCAGAGUGUCUGGCUCUUCCUAGUUUAAGUUCACCCUGGUCUCGAAAGUUGCGGCUACAGGACAGGCUUUGGCUGUUUUCUAGAACGUCCUUCCCAUCCCUUUAAAGGUGGGGUUCAUGACGGAGGACGCGGGGGAAGAAGGCGGGAGCGGAGGGCUGGAGAGUCUCGGUUGACAUAGUAACUCUUCAGCUCUGUCUCCCUCUCAGGCUCCGUUGUCACCAGCGGCCCCGCCUGUGCUCUCGGUCGGGAGCGGUGGCCGCCUCCUUGCUGGGUCCCCUCGUCUGUACGCACUCAGGUUAAAGCUCCGGUUCUGGCCCCCGAAGUGGUGGUUUCUUACCGGCCAGCGGUGGAGCCACUCGCGGAGCCCAGCCCGCCAGCGUCCCCACCCCCUGCCUGCAGCUCGUCCCCUGGGCAUUCGCCUGCCCCAGGCCCGUCCGCCCGGUGAGAAGACCCUCCGCGCCGGGCCCCGCGCUGGAUCCCCGCUCGAACUGCGGAGGCUCCUCCCCCGAGAGCGGAACCCAGGCCAGUGCCGCGUUCCCACCAUGAGCCAGAGCCUGGCGUUCGGGCCCCGGAGGGGCACCUCUCUCCCGGCCGCGGCCGGGGCCGGGGCGCGGCGCAACGAAAGCCAGGACUAUCUGCUCAUGGACUCGGAGCUGGGAGACGACGGCUGUGCGCAGUUUCCCUACGGCUACUACCCCUGCUUCCGGGGCACUGACAACAGACUGGCUCACCGGCGGCAGACAAUUCUCCGUGAGAAGGGGAGAAGGUUAGCAAAUCGAGGGCCAGCCUACAUGUUUAGUGAUCGCUCAACAAGCCUAUCUAUUGAGGAGGAACGCUUUUUAGAUGCAGCCGAAUAUGGCAACGUUCCAGUGGUGCGGAAGAUGUUGGAAGAAUGCCUUUCGCUCAACGUUAACUGUGUGGAUUACAUGGGCCAGAAUGCCCUGCAGUUGGCAGUGGCCAAUGAGCAUCUGGAAAUUACAGAACUUCUUCUCAAGAAAGAAAAUCUGUCUCGAGUUGGGGAUGCCUUGCUUCUAGCCAUUAGUAAAGGUUAUGUUCGCAUUGUGGAAGCAAUUCUUGGUCAUCCAGCUUUUGCUGAAGGCAAGAGGCUAGCCACCAGCCCCAGUCAGUCUGAACUCCAGCAGGAUGAUUUUUAUGCUUAUGAUGAAGAUGGGACACGGUUCUCCCAUGAUGUUACUCCAAUCAUCCUGGCUGCCCACUGCCAGGAAUAUGAAAUUGUGCACACCCUCCUGCGGAAGGGUGCUCGGAUUGAACGGCCUCAUGAUUAUUUCUGCAAGUGCGGUGAAUGCAACCAGAAACAGAAGCAUGACUCCUUUAGCCACUCAAGAUCUAGGAUUAAUGCCUAUAAAGGCUUGGCAAGUCCUGCUUACCUGUCACUGUCCAGUGAAGAUCCAGUCAUGACAGCCUUAGUACUUAGCAAUGAGCUGGCAGUGUUGGCCAACAUUGAGAAAGAGUUCAAGAAUGACUACAAAAAACUGUCAAUGCAGUGCAAAGAUUUUGUUGUUGGACUUCUUGAUCUGUGCAGAAAUACUGAAGAAGUAGAGGCCAUUCUGAAUGGGGAUGUUGAGAUGCGCCAUAAUGGUGGAGAUCACGGCCGUCCAAACCUCAGCCGUUUAAAACUUGCCAUUAAAUAUGAAGUAAAAAAAUUUGUUGCUCAUCCAAACUGCCAACAGCAGCUUCUGUCCAUCUGGUAUGAGAAUCUUUCUGGUUUACGGCAGCAGACCAUGGCAGUCAAGUUUCUUGUGGUCCUCGCUGUUGCCAUCGGACUGCCCUUCCUGGCUCUCAUCUACUGGUUUGCCCCAUGCAGCAAGAUGGGGAAGAUAAUGCGUGGUCCAUUCAUGAAGUUUGUAGCACACGCCGCCUCCUUCACCAUUUUUCUGGGACUGCUAGUCAUGAAUGCAGCUGACAGAUUUGAAGGCACCAAACUCCUGCCUAAUGAAACCAGCACAGAUAAUGCAAAACAGCUGUUUAGAAUGAAAACAUCCUGCUUCUCAUGGAUGGAGAUGCUCAUUAUAUCCUGGGUAAUAGGAAUGAUAUGGGCUGAAUGUAAAGAAAUUUGGACUCAAGGCCCCAAAGAAUACUUGUUUGAGUUGUGGAAUAUGCUUGAUUUUGGCAUGUUAGCAAUCUUUGCAGCAUCAUUCAUUGCGAGAUUCAUGGCAUUUUGGCAUGCUUCCAAAGCCCAGAGCAUCAUUGAUGCAAAUGAUACUUUGAAGGACUUGACCAAAGUUACAUUGGGAGACAAUGUGAAAUACUACAAUUUGGCUAGGAUAAAGUGGGACCCCUCGGAUCCUCAAAUUAUAUCUGAAGGUCUUUAUGCAAUUGCUGUGGUCUUAAGUUUCUCCAGAAUAGCUUAUAUUUUGCCAGCAAAUGAAAGCUUUGGACCUCUACAGAUAUCACUUGGAAGAACAGUGAAAGACAUCUUUAAGUUCAUGGUCAUAUUUAUCAUGGUGUUUGUGGCCUUUAUGAUUGGAAUGUUCAACCUGUAUUCCUACUACCGUGGUGCAAAACAAAAUGAAGCCUUCACAACAGUUGAGGAGAGUUUUAAGACACUGUUCUGGGCUAUAUUUGGACUUUCUGAAGUGAAAUCAGUGGUCAUCAACUAUAAUCACAAAUUCAUUGAAAACAUCGGUUAUGUUCUUUAUGGAGUCUAUAAUGUUACGAUGGUCAUUGUUUUGUUAAAUAUGUUAAUUGCUAUGAUCAACAGUUCAUUCCAGGAGAUUGAGGAUGACGCUGACGUGGAGUGGAAAUUUGCAAGGGCCAAACUUUGGUUUUCCUACUUUGAGGAGGGAAGAACUCUACCUGUUCCCUUCAACCUGGUGCCAAGUCCAAAGUCCCUGUUCUAUCUCUUACUGAAGCUUAAAAAAUGGAUUUCUGAACUGUUCCAGGGCCAUAAAAAAGGUUUCCAGGAAGAUGCAGAGAUGAACAAGAGAAAUGAAGAGAAGAAAUUUGGAAUUUUAGGAAGUCACGAAGACCUUUCAAAAUUAUCACUUGAUAAAAAACAGCUUGAACACAGUAAGCAAUCUAGUAUAAGGAGCUCGGAAGAUUUCCAUUUAAAUAGUUUCAAUAAUCCUCCAAGACAAUAUCAGAAAAUAAUGAAGAGGCUGAUUAAAAGAUACGUACUGAAAGCCCAGAUAGAUAAGGAGAGCGACGAAGUGAAUGAAGGAGAACUGAAGGAAAUUAAACAGGACAUCUCAAGUCUGCGGUAUGAACUCCUUGAAGAAAAAUCUCAGAAUACAGAAGACUUAGCAGAACUUAUUAGAAAACUUGGGGAGAAAUUAUCAAUGGAGCCAAAUCAAGAAGAAAACAACAGAUAAUGCAAAGACUUGCUUAGAAAUUCAUAUUUAUUUGUCCACUUGAAGCCAUAUUAUUUUCAGAUUUAUUUUUUUAAGUGCCAAUCUGCCCUCCAUUUAAACAAGAAAAAGUUGAGAUAACUUGGGUCAUUCUAUCAAAGUGAACCCUGAUAUUUAAUAUUUUUGGUGAUUAAAUUUCAUUGUUCAGGUGGAAGUUUGCAGAUUGUGAUGAGAAUUAUGACCACUCAUUUGGUGCUUGUUUUAUAAGCUGCUUUCUUGGGUGUAACUGUUGUGAUGAUGUGAUGGCUGCCUAGUGCAGGCCUGGGAAUCUUCUCUGCUGGUAGGGGGCAGACCCAAUGCUCCCUGCCUGGUACUUCUCCUGAAAGUGAUUUUGGGCACGUUCUGGUCUGCUCCAUGGGUCUGCUGCUGGUGACUCCCAUCCCUGCUAGGGAAAAAAUAACCUAUGACUAUUCAGAAAAUGUGAUUUAAUCAUUGCCUUUCCCUCUUAGCCCCCAAAUAAUAUGAUUCUUCUGUGCAAAAAAUGGGCUUAAAUUUUUCCUAAAUUUUCUGAUUCACCCCUUUGAAAACAUUACACUGAACACUGAAAAAGUAUUUCCUCCACUUAACCCUGGAAAUUUGGUACAAUUGUGGGUAUGUGUGCUUCUGCGCAUGCACAUACGUGCACGUGUGCAUGAAAUGUUUGCCUGUAAUGUUUCAGUAAGGUGUAUACUUGAAAGCUCUUUGUUAAAAGUACUGGACAAAUAAGAGGGCUUUAUUGGAGAACUAUCAAAGCCACACACACACACACACAAAAAAAAAAAAAAAAAACGUGGUUAUUUGGUCCAAUCAUAGCACAAUUUUUUCUAUUUGGGCCUUGGCAGAUGUAUUCUCUCAUGUGACUAUUGACUGUAAAGCGGAAAAAGUAAAAAUAUGGGAACUUGCAAUAAUCAUCUCUCUCUCACAGUAUGGUCUAACCUCACCCCCAAAGUAUACAAAGUAGGAAUUUGCAUUCAUGAGCAUUCAUCAAGAGGGUGUUAUUAUUUUCUGAUGAUGUGAGACAAUAUCUGAAACAUCUAAAAGAGAGACAUGAAGGUUCAUCUGUUCGACUGCCCAAAGACUUCCGGCAUUUAGUUGAUGCUGGAUGUUACCUGAAAGUGCUGCUUUAAAUUCAACAAAGAGAGGCUUGAAAUGCAAAAUUUUAGCUUCAUUUUAAAGAUCAAAUGGUCACAGAAAAUCUUUUUAGCACCAAUUUGACUUAGUUUAAAUCAAAGAACCUUUAUAUAACCAGAUCAGAAACUAUGGCUGAAAGUUUUUAUUCAGCGAUUUUGUACUUGUGGUUAUUCUUAUUGAGAAGUUACUUAGUGUUGCAGGAAAGGUUCGUUUUCAAAUGUUUUGUGACAGUAUUUGAAUCAGAAUUUGUAAAAAUCAUCCUCAUACCAAAUGCACUUUCAGAAAAUUAAAAUAGCCUAACAUUCACAAAAUCUGUGUCCUGUGCUAUGCAAGAGCAUUGCCUGCAUCCCGAGGACUAUUCUAUGACAGCACAUGGACUUGAUUGAGAAGACUCUAUAAAAGGUAUUCAGAUCCCUGGGUGUCUUUUAAGUUGGUUUGACUUGACAAGUUAUGAAGUUCAGGGAAAUGUCAAGGCAUGACCAGGAGUUCUUCAGUAAAGGGCACUACCCUACAAGAUAUCUGUUAUUGUUCAAAACCAAUUGUCCUGAAGUCAAUAAAUUUUCCUCAAAGUCCAGCUGAGAUGGCAUCUCCCAAUCUCACUUUAACUGGAAGAUGAAAGAGGAUCCAUCAUAUUUGAAGGAAGGUUUUUAAAAUUCCAUCAAGCAUUUAAUAAAACACAUUGUCAAAGGAUGGUCAUAAGCAUGAUAA
Molecule: messenger RNA, 6299 nt
Organism: Loxodonta africana (African savanna elephant)
Lineage: Eukaryota; Metazoa; Chordata; Mammalia; Proboscidea; Elephantidae
Gene: TRPC6
Product: transient receptor potential cation channel subfamily C member 6
Exons: 13
Coding region: 1656-4445 (929 amino acids)
Biological process (GO): regulation of cytosolic calcium ion concentration; single fertilization; calcium ion transmembrane transport
Cellular component (GO): cation channel complex; plasma membrane
Molecular function (GO): protein binding; inositol 1,4,5 trisphosphate binding; store-operated calcium channel activity
Source: RefSeq, a predicted model, not a curated record